UGCGAGGACAGAGCAGACCAGCCGAGAGCAACCGGGACAGAACCACGUCACCCGGCCGCCCAUUCACCAUGACCGACACGCGCAGCUCUUCAGUUGGUAAGGACACUAAGCCCCUUACCUUCCGCAGUCAGAAGGAGAUGUUCAUGAAAAUGGAGGAGUCAUUUAAAUUCUGUGCAAGAUGUGGGAAAAAGCCCUCAGAGGCAGCAGAAUCUCUUAAACGCUGUGCAAGGUGUUUGAAUGUGUAUUACUGCAGUAAGGACUGUCAAAAGGAGGACUGGUCUGUACACAAGCGAUAUUGUCCACAGCUGCACAAAGCUGCCAUAGACAGACUCGUUGAGUGGCUCAUCUAUCAGGGAGACCUGCCCUUCCACACGGAGGCGUGGGCUCGUCCUGUUAAAGACAUACGGUGCUGGGAGAACUGGCUGUCGAUGCAGGGUGACCUCACGCCCCGGCUGGAGCCCAUCCUGUCCAGCAAAAACAUGACAGACCUCUGGGCCAAUGCUUGCCGGACACGCCCUGAUGAGGUGGAGCUUCGUGAGUCUGUGUGGCGUGUUUGUAGUGAGUUCUUCUCACGUCCACUGACUAUUGGAAUGGCAAUGCAGAUGUUCAGCCUGACCCCCUAUUCACGACCCAUGACCAUCCACGUGGUAGGGGCAGGUAACACAGAGACCCUGGGAGCCAGGACCACAGACUUGGACGAACUGAGCCACAUGUUUCCCGGCCACCAGGGCCUGGAGGUGGUGAUGGUUGGGCCGGAGGUGGUCCAGGGGCCCAUCAUGAGGCCACCGCUGAGGGCGUUUGGGCCCAGAGGACGGGUUUACAUCAGUGCCUACAAGGGCCUCUACCACCAGUUCUGGGAGGAAGUCAUUGAGAAAGGAGAGGCAGCCAAACCGGACCUUGUGGUGGGAUUUCAUCCAGGGUUUGAUUCCAGUCAGAGUAUGUCGGACGGCUGGCUACCCACGCUGCUCCUGCUGAGGGACUACAAUAUCCCCACCAUGUUCACCAUGAGCAAUGACGGUGAGCUGCAGUACUCUCUGCAGAUCCUGCUGGAGUUGGAGAUGGACAUUAAGGGCACUGGGCCGAACCCCUUCAGUUCCCAGAAGGCCGAGCAGGUGCAGUCCUGCCCCAACAAACAGCCCAGCUACUGCAACGCCUUCUACCUCUACUUCCAGGGUCUGCUGGACACGGCGCUGGAGGAGGAGCUGGAGCAGUAGAACAUAAAGCUGCUCUAGUGCUGGUUCUUCACACAUACUGCUAUCAGAACAAGCCGUGCAUGCAAAUGAGUUUCCUCUUGUUAUUAUAUACAUUUCAUACAUUUUUGUUUUUAUAUAUGAUCUCUCUGAGAGUGGUGAUUAUCUAUAAUAUGAAAAAUGAAUGAAACUGUUUUCUAGCGUUCUGGACUGUAGUACUUGGCCACCUCACCAUGUUAUAGAUCAGAAUUCCAGCACUCCGUGAUGCUUUGAGUGACUCCUGGACUUCCAGCGAAGCGUAAUAACACAGAGCUGAAUCCUUACCUAACACACACACACACACACACACACACAUUUUCUA
This is a messenger RNA of Pygocentrus nattereri (red-bellied piranha), 1551 nucleotides long. Its product is annotated as putative protein MSS51 homolog, mitochondrial. The transcript has 6 exons. The record is from RefSeq and is a predicted model, not a curated record. NCBI's taxonomy places the organism in Eukaryota, Metazoa, Chordata, Actinopteri, Characiformes, Serrasalmidae. Bases 69 to 1214 code for a protein of 381 amino acids.